GCUCACGUAGCGUUUAACGGACUUAGCCGCCAUCACUUUCUAGACAGAGGAAAGUUGAAGAAAAAUUUCUCGAAGAUGCGGCAGUUUCUGAUCGUGUCUGUGUGUCUGUUGGUGUCCGCUUGGGCGGACGACACACCUGUGGACCUGACGCUACAGGCGGGUGAGAAGGGGAAAGACAUAGUUGACGCCUGUAUCGGACGGAUCAACCUGGCCCAGAUCUUCGAAGAUGAUGCGGGCAUGCUGCGCAGGAUCGCGUGGGUGGAGACCCAGUUCGGAGAGGCAGAGGGCGCUACUACAUGUAUCUGGGGCGUGACGCCGGAAAUGUAUGAGAGAGUCUCCCCCAGUCAGUCUACCAAGGACGCCAUUUUGGUGGAGUUGGGGAUCGACUGGGACCAGGUGGACGUGUCGGACCUGCAGAAGCCCCUGUACUGCGCCCUGGCCGCCAGGAUUCUGUUCGCAGGCUGUCAGACGGACCUGCCGCUUAGCCUGGACCUCCAGGCCGACCUGUGGGUCACCUGCUACAACACGCAGGGCGACAAGCAGACAUACAUCGACGCUGUCAAUGAGCUAGAACAGGAGUCAGAGUGUAAGAUCCCCGGUAUGGACAUGGUGUUUGUACUUGACGGCUCCGGUAGUGUCGGGGCGGACAACUUCGAGACGGUGAAAGACUUCGUGGUGUCUGUAGUGGACGGGUUUGAGAUCGGACAGUCCCGUACCCGUAUCGGUGUGGUACAGUACAGCGACGAGGUACAGAAUGAGUUCAACCUGACUGAGUAUGGCAACAAAGCUGAUGUUCAGUCAGCUAUCAGCAACAUCACAUACCUACAAGGCAGGACGUACACGGGCGCCGCCUUGCGGUACAUGACAGACGUCAGUUUUUCUGAGGAGGCAGGUGCCAGGCCUCCGUACCAGGCUAUUCCUAAGGUUGGUAUCGUAGUCACGGAUGGUGAGGCUACCGACAACGUUCAGGGGCCCGCCUCCAGCGCGCACGAGGCCGGGGUAAACGUGUUCGCCAUCGGUAUCGGGGGCUACGAUGUACGGGAGUUGAGGCAGAUUGCCACAGACCCUGACGCCACGCAUGUCUUCGCUGUGGACAACUUCGCCGCCACGGACUACAUCAAGGACGCACUGGAGGGAAGGACUUGCAAAGAACCGGCUGAGGUGGCAGUGGGGCAAACCGUGCAGGGAGACCUGCCACAGGGGACGCUGCAGUUCCUGUCCUUCAGGGUUAAGAUCCGCCGUGGUAUGACGUUCAAGUUGAAGAUGAGGGUCGGCAGUGUCAACUUCUUCCUGUCUAUCCGCAUCAGGAACCCAAACAGCGCUCUGUACGACUUCCGGCUGCGCACGCGGCCGAACAAGAUGAGGCUUGACAUCUUCAUCCCGCCGAGCCGUCUGCGCGAGCUGCUGGGGCGGGAGCGGCGCCAGGCCGUGUCCGAUGGCGAGGACGAGGAGGUGGAGCUGUUCGCCGCUAUCGAGGGCGUGGACGGGACCAACCAGUUUGACCUGGAGACAGACGAGGGCGACACGGCAGACCCCGCCUACCUGGAUAACAGUUCUCCCCGCCGGGCAGCUGUUGGCGUGCUGACACUCGUCAUGCUGUUCAUCACGGCGAUCAUGCAGUAGUGUGGUUCACUGCUGUCCGAUUCAGUGGCAGUGCUGUUCGAUUCAGCACUAUCCGAUUCAGUGCUGUCCGACUCGGUGCUGUCCGAUUCAGUACUACCCGAUUCAGUGCUUCCGACUCAAUGCUGUCCGAUUAAGUGCUGCCUGAUUUAGUGCUGUCCGAGUAAUUUUAAUACAGUCUGAUUUCGUCCUGUCCGAUUCAGUACCAUCCAAUGGCAGCUAUCUAGUGGUUGCUGACUACUAACGUCUACGUAGAUAUCAAAACACUAAGAUAUUAUCAUUUCCCACGGUUUUCUUAAAACAGCAAAAAUAAGUUUUAAUACUUUACAGAGUUUGUAUCUGUGUGUGUGAUGAAUUUGCAACCACUAAGUUAUGAUACAGAAAACGAUUGAUUACGAAUACGGCCUUGUAUUCAAGUUGGUUGCUAAAGACUCCCAUUUCGACCAAGAGGUUAUACUGCGUGUUUAUAACUCAUCUUGUUUUUCUUUCUGCAAACCAUUGAUAUUGUUUUGUUUUGAUAAUAAAACACAGGCAGCAACUAG
Messenger RNA from Branchiostoma floridae (Florida lancelet), 2162 nucleotides. RefSeq names its product collagen alpha-1(XII) chain-like. The record is from RefSeq and is a predicted model, not a curated record. Lineage: Eukaryota; Metazoa; Chordata; Leptocardii; Amphioxiformes; Branchiostomatidae. The transcript has 11 exons. Bases 76 to 1623 code for a protein of 515 amino acids.